This is a messenger RNA of Cavia porcellus (domestic guinea pig), 4458 nucleotides long. RefSeq names its product uridine-cytidine kinase 2 (gene Uck2). The record is from RefSeq and is a predicted model, not a curated record. Lineage: Eukaryota; Metazoa; Chordata; Mammalia; Rodentia; Caviidae. Gene Ontology annotation, molecular function: ATP binding; ribosylnicotinamide kinase activity. The transcript is spliced from 7 exons. Gene Ontology annotation, cellular component: cytoplasm. Bases 274 to 1059 code for a protein of 261 amino acids.
CGGGGCGGAGGCCGCGGCCUCGGCGAAUAGCAGCGCGCUCCCGGCGCGGAUUGGAGCAGCGGCAUCACGCUGACCUCGGCCUGGGAUGUAAAUCCCGCCAGCCGCUGCGGGUAGAAGAAGGCUCGCAGCAGCGCCGGGAAAGCCAUCCCAUCCCCGGCUCCGCGCGGUGGCCUACAUCUCGGCAGCGCCCAGCGGCAGGAGGAGCCCGGCGAGGGCGCGGGCGGGGAGCGCGCGUCGGAUCCCUCGGCGGCGAGAGAAGGGGCGGCGCGAGCCAUGGCCGGGGACAGCGAGCAGACCCUGCAGAACCACCAGCAGCCCAACGGCGGCGAGCCCUUCCUGAUCGGCGUCAGCGGGGGCACAGCCAGCGGCAAGUCUUCCGUUUGUGCUAAGAUUGUGCAGCUCCUGGGGCAGAACGAGGUGGACUAUCACCAGAAGCAGGUGGUCAUCCUGAGCCAGGAUAGCUUCUACCGCGUCCUCACUUCAGAGCAGAAGGCCAAAGCCCUGAAGGGCCAGUUCAACUUCGAUCACCCGGAUGCCUUUGACAAUGAACUCAUCUUGAAAACACUGAAGGAAAUCACUGAAGGGAAAACGGUCCAAAUCCCUGUGUAUGACUUUGUCUCCCAUUCGCGGAAGGAGGAGACGGUCACUGUCUACCCUGCAGAUGUGGUGCUCUUCGAAGGGAUCCUGGCCUUCUACUCCCAGGAGGUGCGAGACCUGUUCCAGAUGAAGCUCUUCGUGGAUACAGAUGCGGACACCCGACUGUCCCGAAGAGUAUUAAGGGACAUUAGUGAAAGAGGACGUGACCUGGAGCAGAUUUUGUCACAGUACAUCACAUUCGUCAAGCCUGCCUUUGAGGAGUUCUGCUUGCCAACAAAGAAGUACGCGGACGUGAUCAUUCCCAGAGGUGCAGAUAAUCUCGUGGCCAUCAACCUCAUCGUGCAGCACAUCCAGGACAUCCUCAAUGGGGGUCCAUCCAAGCGGCAGACCAACGGCUGCCUCAACGGAUACACACCCUCACGCAAGAGGCAGACUUCGGAGUCUGGCAGCCGGCCGCACUGACCCUGCCGGCUUGGAGGCGCGUGGAGCACCUGUACAUAACCGUUUCCUAGGACGUUGCUAUAUUUAAGAAGACACCAUGAAGAUGACAGUCUGUGGGGUUUUUCCCCCUUGCCCCUUUAUUCCUUUUUAUACUAUGGAACGGCGAAAUCAAACAGAACUUGAUCUUGACCUAAAGUGACAAGACUGUGCCAACUACUACUGGUGAUGCCUAAUUAUGACUCCACCGUGUAACCAGUUAUAAAUACAUAUUAUACAUAGAUAUAUAUAUAUAUAAAAGGAUCUAUUUUUGUGUAAAUGUACAAAUACUGUAAAGCUGUGUGCCGUAAGUAUUUUGCAGGGCCCGGAUUGAGUGUUGCGGCCCUGGUGCAGGAGUGACAUUGAGGGGACCCGGUGAGGUGUCUGGGGAGAGGAGGAUUGCGUGGAUGUCCCUUGCUCUUGGCACCUGUGGAGUUGGUAGCUGUGGGUUGAACCCCCAUUGCCUCCCCUGUCCCAUGCCACCUCCUUGCAGUUGGUGCUUGAUGUGUUGACGAGGGAGACCCUUGUCUUUUUUUGUUUUUUGGUUUUUUUUUUUUUGAGUUGAAAUUUAGGUGAGAUCUCAACUCAAAAUUCAAACUCAGGGAAGAGGCCACAGGGAGAGCAAGUCUUCUGUGUCCCUCCAUACCUUGCUAUCCUGCUUGGUCAGCUCCGUGGCUCCCUCCUCUCUCCACCCCUCUGCUUCUCCUUCCCUGGCUGGCCUUUUAGGGAAGAACUGGGGGAGGAGGGAGUGGAACCAGGCCUGCUCGAACGUCCUCUGGUCUCCCAGGGAAAAAGCUGAUCAGAGUCCUUGGCUUUCUCCUAUCUAAUGGAACAUAGUGUAGACCUUUGAUAGGGGGCAUCUGCUAAAUGGCCGCUGGCAGCAGCUCAGGUAGCAGAGAAGCUCUGGCCAGGCAGGGGACAGAGCUGUGGGUUCACAGUGGCUGGCGUGUGUUUUUCACCAGGGACUCUGAGGUCACCACAGGGCUGGGUGAUUGACAUAAUCACCGCACCACCAUGUGAAUAUGACUGUCAGGUGGGGGACAAGGCGUUGGUGCUGGGGGAAAGAAAACCUUUCUUAAAAGUAUUUUGAAGCAUGGGUCCCAAAAUGUCUUAAGAGGGUAACAUUUAAGGGUUUGAGGUGGAAACUUUGAGCCCUCUGGAGAGCUUCCUGUCAGUGGGAGCUUCCUGUGUGGAGGAAGCGGCUUCCUGACCUUCUGCCAGGAGUGUUGGAGGGGCUGGAGCGACAGAGGUGGCAGGGGAGAUCUGAUGGUAGAGUCCGUAGCCUCGGUGGUUGUCAUGUCGGUGGUGACUGUCUUAGUGUGUGGUAGCCCAUGGCUUUCGUUACUCCUGACAUUCUGGAGAGCCUUCUCAACCGUGUGACUCUUGAGCCUGUCUGAGCCACGCAGCUGUGACUCCAGUCCUGUCCCGUCACACUGAGCCCCCUCAGGCUCAGUGUACCAUCCGGUUUGAUUCCUUUUUUCUGGAUUCAAUUGGUCUCCAAACCUGUUUUUGCUAUUUCAGUAAAGUCAACGCCAGUCCUCAACUAGAACUUUGCCACCCUGAGCUGUGCAGGAGGCUGUGCCGCAGUCCUGGUGGCCGUUGGCAGGGACGGCACCAGUGGCAGGGACAGGUUCCUCCAGGGGGACAGUCAGUCUGGUGCUCAGUGAGACCGAGCAGCCCAUCCACUUCCUGUCAUGUGGAGAGCAGUUGUGAGAAGAAGGGGGUGCAGGCCUGGAUUAGCACCCUGGAGACACAGUGCCCUGGCCUUGCUGGGCCGUCUGUGCCGGGGACGCCUGCCUCAGUCUGGGGGCGCCUUGGCCUUCAGCGGGCUGCACGCUCCACUUUACUUGAAGCUCCCAGGUGCCAAACCAUUUAGUGCCUUGGCUGUCUGUCCCACUGCCUUGAAGGAGGGAUUCUUCUCAUCUCUGAGCCUUUACUCACUUAACUGCUUCCUCAUUUAUCUACUUGUGGUGUUGGGACCAAGCCCCCAGGAUCCCUGAGGAGCCUGCUCCUAGCCUGGGACACAGCUGUAGGGCGGCCUUAUCCCUGCUGCCUUGUGAAAUGAUCACCUGUUUUGGAGUCUCGGGAGUCUCGGCUGGGCACUGCGACACUGUCUGGGGAAGGGAAAAAAGGGACUGGAGGCUCUGCGCUUCUGCGACAACCCAUCACUGUAGCCACUGGUGUGUCUGCACUGCAGCUUUCUAGGACAGAGUCCUAGAGUGGGAGUCUUUAGGAAUCUGUGGGUCUCCGAUGCCACUAGCGUCGGGUGAGAUGAAGCCGUGAUGUUUGUCAUCAAGGCACUGCCGAGCAGGAAGGAGGCACCAGCACGCAGAGUGGGGCAGUGUUGACUGCUCCGUGUGGGGAACCCCUGGCUUCUGAGCCGCCCACCGGUGCUUGCUUCCCCCUCCUGGACCAAGUGUCUGGGGAGCAGACAUCCAUGCCUGGCCCCAGGGGCCUGGCCUCACCCACCGUCAUGCUGCUCGUGCCUCUCCUGCUGGCCUAAGUUUCUUAGUCUUGAGCUCACAGCCUGAGACUAGGAUGAGCAGAGACAGGAAUCUGAGAUGGGCACAAGCAUCGUGACUCUGGUGUCCUUAGGCAUGGACAGGGUAGAGAGGCAGUGGGGUCUCGGAGGAACACUGGGGGCCGGAGGAGGUUCCAGUGCGCAGGCGCGGGGAGGUUGGCCCCUGCCUCUCCUACCCUUGGAAUUGGAUCCUUGUUGACCUAUCCUGGGUGGAUCCUAGAUUCUGCAGGCCAUAGGGGGUCAGGUUGGAGGCUUCUGGGAUCUCGAGCAGUUGGAAGGUGGGAAGAACUGAGCCUGGCAGGUUGUGUAUUAACUCCCUCCCUGCCCUCCUGCAGUUUCCUUGAUUUAGCAGCCUUGAUCCAGACCAGCACCAGAAAGUGAGGGAUGCAGUGCUUUUGUGGGAGCUGUUCUCCACCCCUGUGGAGUCUGUGUGCCUCUCAGGGAUCCCAACCAAGGAACUGGCUGGUGUAGGCAGGAAGCUAGGUCUGGUCCUGGGGUGCAGGUAGGGUUAGGAACUCGAUGGCCAUUCUGGCCCUUUGAGUGGAGCGGGGAAAAGUUUUGGGGUGCCAGACAAAACAGGUUUGGAAAGGCAUUGCUGGGGUGCUUCUGGGGCCUUUCUGCCUUGGGGCUUUUGCUGCGCUGUGUCCCAGGAGCAGGUGACAGGUGUGACAGACCAGAUGUAUUGCUCUGCGAGGCAGUGGGCCUUCCUCAGGAUUGAGGUGAGGGCCUAAACAGACUUGGGCUUUUCUUUCCCUUUAAGAUGCUUGCUCCCCGCCCCCUUUUCUUUUUGUUGCUUUAUCUUUAUUGUUCCGACUGCAUAUUAUGUACCUGGCUGUAAAUAAAGACUGAACCGUAAAGCUCUA